GCCCGCCGAGGCGCCUGCUUGGCACCUGCGCAAUAGUGGCCAGAUUCCCUCUUCCGCAUCAUCGCGAAUUGGCACUAAAGUAGAAAGAAGUUUGAAAUCCCGGUCUGAUCUCGGAAGUAGGUAGCUGGCUGAAGGAAGAUCCAGGAAGACUGGUUCAAAUACUGAAAUUUCUUCAUCUGGAAUGUACGUGAAAUCAUUGCAAGCUGUUAAUCUUGCUCUUGAGGAUAAAGAACAUGAUAAUGACUGUUGCUGAGAAAACUGGACAGAAUUCAAAGCUGCAUUAUGUGAAACUGGACAAGAUGAAGGAAGAGCCAAAUGGAGAAAUAAUUAAGUAUAAUCCUAUUCAUCUGGAUCCCCUUCACUUCGAAUCAUCAAAUAUAAUAGACGUGUUCUAAACAGCUGCUGAUGAAACUAUUGGAUUUCAGUGCAGUAGUGAAAGCAUCUUGUCACAAAUAUAAUCAACAAGUGGAUGCUAUAAAUGAUCGUGUGCAGGAAAUUUCACAUAUUAACAGUGAAGGAAAUUCAGAAAUCUGCCAUCAGGAAAAACAAGAACAUAUGAAUUCUGCAUCUGAUCAAAUUUUGUGUUAUGUAAAGGCUUUCUCUAAAUGCCACAAGGUUGAGUGUGAUGCAUUUAUGUUAACGAACAAAUACAGUUUCAAAAAACGUAAGCGCUCCAAUGACUCUGGUUUGCAAAAUGAGAGGACCCCAAGACCUCGAUUGGAUAAUUUGGCUAAUGAGUGUGAUUUUUCCACUUUCUUUAAAAGUAGCAAUUCUCUUGCUGGUAAUUUUAGUGAAUAUCUGUCCCAAACACCAGCAGAACAAUUUUAUAUAUCAGAUCUAGACAACACUUUCACUUCUACUUGUUUUGAACAAAAUAUACCUCAUGUUACAUAUUACAUAGACAUCCCUACUGGGGAGCAUUUUGACUUAACAUCUCAGCUUAAUGUAGACAAUCCUUUGAAUAUUAAAGGAGGGCUGGAAGAUUUGCAAUGUAAGAAUGAGUUCAAAAACCUGAUGAAUCCACAAAGUAUUGUGUGGAAUUGUGAAGAUCAAUCAACCUACUCGUCAAACACUACAAUAGAUAAUCAAGAAAUAAGUGAACAAAAUCAGUUUGUUCAAACCAAUGAGAAAGAACAACUGAGAACUACUUUAAGUGGUGCUGCAGUUCAGGUUAGAAAGGAGUUACUAUCAACUUCUCUGAACACUCAAGAGUCUGUAAAUCAAAGUGGGAAAUUGGUCCAUGAUAAUGAAAUUGGGAUUAUGGGUGAAGCUAAACUUCAGAACACAAACAAGGAGAUUAAUCCCAGAACUACAACAAAUGCCCUGCAGGUUGCAGCCAGUACCAAUAUAGCUCCAGCCUAUGGUACUGAUUCCCAAGCAGGUGAAAAUAGAUGUGAAAAUUCAAUCAGCUUCUGCAAUCACCAUUUUAAAGAUUAUAUAAUUCAAACAUACACAUUUUCAUCGGAAUCUGAAUGGGAUAUUCAAUUACCUGCACAAUGUGACAUUUUACAAACCAUUACCAAAAACCAGUCUGUUGACAUGGAACUCUUAAGAAAGACAUGUAGUUGUGAAAGAUGCAGAAUAUGAAACUCAGUUAUACUCUGUUUUAAAAGAUAAAUCAAAGGUAGAUUGGAUUGACAAAGAGGGAUAUGAUCUAACAAGCUGACGGAAUGAAACAAACGUCACAUUGUAUAGUAUUUGAGUCCUGUCUGGAUGAUUGCACUUUAUUAUUGAUACUGCCAAAGUUAAUUGAAAGAUCUUAUUAAUACUUUAAUUAUGCUUUGUUAAUUAUUUUACUUUAAUGGGUUCAGAGAAAAGCUUAGAAAAGCUGUUAGUAUUACUUGUCCAGGAUUAAUACCCUAGAACUGAUUUUUGAUUUUCUGCUUCAAUUUCAUUUUUUAAUCAAUGGAAUUCAGUUGAUCAAUAACAUUUGCCAGUGGAUAUUAGCAGGCCAACUCUCAAAAGGAUAUGCUUACUUUUUAAUUCAAAACCUUUUUACAUUUUUUUCUUUCCUUUCCCCUACUCCUUUGACUUUCAUAGUACUUGAAUCUUCAGACACUACCUCACUUUUUUAAAAUAUGCAGUAUUUCUGUUUUUGCACUUUUUAAAAUCUAUUCAACAUACAUAAUUGAUUUACUUGUUUAUUUAUUGUUAUUAUUUUUAUUUUAUUCUUUUCUCUGCUAGAUUAUGUAUUGCAUUGAACUGCUGCUGCUAAGUUAACAAAUUUCAUGUCACAUGCCAGUGAUAAUAAACCUGAUUCUGAUUCUGAUAUGAGAAAAGUAAACUUCAGAUGUUCUUAAUGGUCAGCAUUAAAAAAUUCCUUAUUGGUAAUGCUGUUCCAUGCAGAAUAAUAGGAUGUUGAUCCAUGCCUGAAGUGCUAUGUAGCAUUUGAUUUUUGAAUGCUCUCAAGCACGAUACAGAGGCUGCAUCCAUGUCUCCUUAAUUCAAUGCCACUCCCUUAUCCACAGUAAUGGAAAGGUUGCCCAUUAAUUUGUUGUCCGUUUGUACAAUAUUCAAAUAGAGCUGCUACAGAUUCCAGGAGCAGACCACUUGGUUUUCUAAACAGAUUACAUGGAAGAAAUUAAUAUUCAUAAAUACUCACCAGUCAUCUUGUAUACCCCUUUCACAGAUAGCUAACACAAGUAAAUAUCCAUUUGCAUGUAAGGGUUCACAGCAAGAGAGAGAUAAUUUCUUAGAGAGAAUGAUCAGAUUAGGUACAAAAUCAGCAGAUCUCAAUUGUAGAUGUACGGGGUCUUUCUUUUUGUUAAAUUUAAAAUGGCUUCUUAUGUUAUACUGGGGAAUGCUGAGAUAGUCUCUAACUAGACAGUUGCUUGGGUUAUUAGAGAUAGCAGCGUUCUCUUAGCCAAUGGGUGGUCAUGUAUCGUUUUGUUUUCGGAUACAAUGCUGUAUCAUAUGACUGGGAACAGGAUUUUUGGCGGGGGGGGAGUCGGAGGAGAGACAGGGAGGACGGCGGAUGUGCAGGGUUUUUGACGGGGAGUCGG
Messenger RNA from Mobula hypostoma (lesser devil ray), 3002 nucleotides. RefSeq lists its product as uncharacterized. Bases 406 to 1587 code for a protein of 393 amino acids. Lineage: Eukaryota; Metazoa; Chordata; Chondrichthyes; Myliobatiformes; Myliobatidae. The transcript is spliced from 2 exons. The record is from RefSeq and is a predicted model, not a curated record.